UGUGCAAGAGGCAGAGGAGCACAGCGAGAGGGUCCUCACUGAGAUUUAAUUUAUUUAUUUUUUAAAUUUUAUUUUCAUUUUAUUGAAAGCAGAUGCUGUGGUGAAAGUGCUGAUCCGAGAUCAGGAGAAGGCUGUAUUAAAUCAAGUAAAUAGACUGCAGGAACAGAGCUGAAGAGGAGAUGUACUGAGUUUGAAGGCCUCCUACAAAUAGAGGAUCCAAUCCAGUUACAUUCCUGUAUCCAAAAUAAGCAAAACAACACAGAUGUUCUUAAAGGUGAAAUUGAAACUGUUAUAUUAAUAACUGGAAACAAAAGAUCGCAUGGGGGUUAAACCAAAGAGCAGAGAGGAACAGCGAGGAGCCACUAUGAAAAACCGGGAUCAGAUUUAGGAACAGAGAAGAGGGCUGGAGAGAGCACUGACUAUGGCACUGGGGAACUGGGGAACAGUAACUGGCACAGUGGCUGGUGAAGUAAGAGACAAAGAUGGUGGUUGUGGCUGGACUGGGGAGCACAAGACAAACAGGUACUGAUGUACUAAUGAGGAUCGAGAGAUUGGCAGGUGUGACUGCCAACAGUGGCUUCUGUUGGCCAAACAGGAGCUUGACAGACAGAUUUUGACAGUCAUUUUAAGGGAAAUGGCACAAACUCUAAGUCACUUCUUUACGGGCUGCACAGAACAGUAUGCUUUGCUUGUCUGACAAUUUCCAAACAGGAGUGGUUGUAAACCAGAUAGGGCCACCCCCUCAUUUUUAUCCAGCUGCCAAACGGGUGAGACAUUGUUCAAUUUGUUAAAAAAGAAAUAGUCACAUUUUACAAAAACAAAAUUAUUGAUGUAUUAUUUUGCCUCAUGCCUUCGUUUAUAAUAAGCAAACCUUCAGGUCAUAGACAAUUAUGGCAAUGACUGUCACAGUAUAUAUUAUCAAGAUAGGUAUGGAUCUCAGGGCUGUCAGCUACUGAGUUCAGCUUUGAGAAAAAUGAGAUAAAAAAUAAUUACAAAACCUAUAAAACACAUGUAUAAGUAAAGAACUUGAACUUGAAUUAGUUCAGAUUUUUGAGAGAAUUUGAAUCACUGUUUAAGUCCAGAUAAUCUUGGUAAUGUAGGGUUACUGCAUGAGUUGUGAUGAAUGAAACAGGUAUACAAACAAUACCCAUAACAUCUGGUAGCUGAUUAUGAAGAGGGUUUAUUUUUUGAAAAGAUAAGAACAGAAAACUCACUCACUGUUUUUCGUCACAUUUAAAAGAAAAAGUUAAAUGGACUUGAAUGUGAACUAAAUGGUGAACCAUGAGCAUGAAUUUAUUAUUUUUUUCCUGUAGGAACAGAACAUUUAACUAAUGCGGGUGCACUGCAAGCCCAGAACCAGUCUGUGGUUACUCUUGGCAAAUUCUGAAACAAAUUCAUUCAUGUCUAGAUUUUCUGUGCUUUCCUUCUCAUGUGCUAGAAUGGCUAAAUUCCUCUUCCUUGAAUGCAGCAUUGUUCUGCAGCUGGCAUCACGGGCAACAGAAUACUCGAGCCAUGGUCGAGACUGAUACUGUUAAAUGAGGGGAAAUCCAAAAAUGUGCAGGGCUCCGGCCCCCCAGGACUGCAGUUUGACACCCGUGAUCUAUAUCAUUCAAAUGUGUGUUAACGAAUGGGGUAAUUGUGCAAUAAUUCAUUUCUUUUCAUAUAUUUUGGUCUAUGUACUACAGUUUGUCUUUGUUAUUUCUUUUUGAUAUUUAUACAUUUUAUUUAGCAUAUAUUUUAAUUUUAAAUUUCAUCAUUAUUUAAUUUUAUCGUUCAAAAUAUCAUUGAAAAUGGGGGGAGGAGGAGGAGGUGGGAGAUGGACUCACAAUUUUUUGUUGACGGGGGGAUAGAGUUCACCUAGGGUGCCAUACAAGCUAGAACCACCACUGGGGCUUCAAAUCGCAGCAGCUGGCGUGUUCUCCCUGUGUUAUGUGGGUAGAUCGAGAUUUCUCUCACAUUAUUGACUUUGCUGUGCUGAAAAGGACAGUGUUUUUCACUUGUGCUGUGACUUCUCUGGUGCACUAGGGGGAGACAGAGUCAUUUGCAGCGUAAACUGCAGCUCAGCCUGGAAAUGCUGCCUGCUGACGAUCUCGGCUCUCUGUGUAAACAUCCUGCUGCUGGGCUUGGUGCUGAGUCGCGUAGCCCUGAGGGUUUGAGUCACUGGAUUUCUGAUGGGCUCUUAUAUCACUGUGUUUCCCUCACUUUGGUCUCUCUGCUCUGUCGUAGACCAUGUUUCUUACUGCAUAACAGCCAGCAUAUCUGGACCGUGGCAAACCAUACAGAUUUACACUUUUUAAACACAUUUGGUGUUUCAUAACCUUAAGAUAUACUGCUCAGUUUUACCUUCAAACUCAGAUCCAUCCUUCACCGCCCCUCUGGGCUUCCCUGACCUCCAGCUCUCACUGCAGCAAUAGAGGAUGGUGGCUCCACUCACAGACAGGCUGCAGUGCCUUCAUUGUUUGCACGGGGUUUCUGUGAGUGGAGCAGCGUCACUGAUGAUCUAAUUCUGGUUUCCUGUGUAAUGUGACUUUCUAGCCUACUGCAGUUGUGAUAGACACACAAAGUAUUAUUGAUAUUGGGAUUUAAACAGUGCCAUCAAAAAAAAAUAAAUCAGCACAGUGUUCAACAAGUUUUGCUACUGGCUGUUUAGCAGGUUAUCCGUGUAUCUUUUUCUUUUUUUCAUGCCCUACAUGGUGCUGCGCAUGUUUACUUGUGUGUUUGUCUGUAUUUUCAUUUGUCUUUCAUUUGUUAUUAAAUUAAAAUAUUGUUCAUUAUCUUUCUAGACAAUGCCCAGCCCUAUGUGGUAUCAGUGAAUACCAGAAAGCAAAAAUCACUACUGUGACUACUCAUAUCCUUGAAAAAAUGGCAGUGAUGGAACCCGGGCUGCCGAUAUUCUGCUCAGCAUAAGUUUACCCUACUUUACCCUACUUUACCCUAUAUUUGCUUGUUUGGAGGCUGCCUGCCCCCAAAUAAGUUUCCUCUAAGCCCCCCCCCCAAUUAAAAAGAUGUUUCCACCCACAGGAUGCACAGUUAGUCGGGGUGCUUUAUCAUGUUAUAUCAUUGACCACAGACAACAUGUUGUGUUGAAAGGUCAUGAUGGCGGCCGUUUCAGAAAUGCUGUAGCCAGAGGGCCAGACACUAAGUUUAGCCUCACACUAUUCACAUUAUGAUCCUAUUAGGUCAUUUUGUGCCCCCUUUUUGUUCAAGUGUGCGUGUGUUGCACCUGUUAUAUUCUCUGCGGCAGUAAAGACACAAAAUGUAAAAUUGAUAGAUAUCAGUAAUGUCAGAGCGGAAGAGAGAGACCAGGAAGAGAGAGCCAGUCUUCAGAGGGCUGGGGUCUCUGACAGACUCAGUCAUGGCUCCUCUGCUCUUCCUCCUCCACGUCUUCUUCAUUAGGCUGCCAGGUGGUGACAGUGUGAGGACAUUUAGGUAUUUAACUGUGCAGAGUGGAGAAUCUCUCACCAUCCCAUGUUUCUAUGAUCAGAAGUAUAAAGACCAUGUGAAAUACUGGUGUAGAGGGAAAUUAUGGUCCUCCUGUACAAUCAUGGCACGCACAGACUCACCACAGAGCUCCAGUAAAGUGUCAAUCACUGAUAGUCCCGCCAAGCUAGUUUUCAAUGUGACCAUGAGGAACUUGGAGACAAGUGACACUGGUAUCUACUGGUGUGCUGUAGAGAUUGGUGGAAUUGGUGAGAUGGAUGACUUCCAGUCUCUCUUGAUAGAGGUUAAAGCUGCUCGGAGUGUGAGGACUGUGAGCUGGGUAUCUGCAGAGAGAGGAGGAUCUGUCACCAUCCCAUGUUAUUAUGAUCAGAAGUAUAAAGACCAUGUGAAGUACUGGUGUAGAGGGCGUGAUUGGAAUUCCUGCUCCUCAUUGGCACGUUCUGACUCCAAUCAGUCAGCAGGGAAAGUGUCAAUCAGUGAUGACCCCGCCCACCUGGUCUUUAAUGUGGCCAUGAGGAACCUGCAGGAAAUGGACUCUGACACUUACUGGUGUGCUGUGGAGAUUCACGGUGCAGCAGAUGAUGGUGUCUAUCUACAGCUGAUGGUGAUGGAAGCAACAGCAGUUUCACCCAAACAGGCUGAGCUGACUACAGCUUUACAGCAGACAGAAAGUUUUACUUCAGCUACAAGGCAGAGAGACAAUUUCAAUUCAGCAACAAAACACCCAACAGGAUGGGCUGUGACCACACGUCCCUCUGGUGCCUUGACUUCCAACACUAAUGAGAAUCUGAACAGCACACAUUCACCCAGUCACUGUUAUGAUCAUCUGGAUUCUGCGGAGAACAACCAAAAUGCUGAUCAGUAACAGAAAUAGACCCAGCCGCCCUCAGACCACAGAGCUUGGGGAUGAGCUGAUCUACAGCACCAUGGUCUUUAAGAAACCAUCAGCACAACCUUCCUCUGUAGACCCUGGGGAUGAAGUGACAUACAGCUCAGUCAAUCUACAGGACAGACAGGGUAUGGGGUGGCUUGUCCACAGUCUGGUGCUGCUUUUUUUGUGCUUGACUCAGUGGUCACUUUUGACUUCUACCCGCGUCGUGUGGAUCCCCUGUUUCGUGGUCUGCGACUGGAACUGCAGGUGCACGGUGGCGUCUGCAGGGGGCACCAUAAAUGUCACUGAUUUAGCUGCUGCGGCUUGGCCUGCUCUGCUGCCACCCUGCUUGCUCUGCCGCUGCUGCUCUGCCUUUUUGUCUUUUAUGCUCUGCUUUUUAUGCUCUGCCUUUUCUUGUUUGUUUUGUUUUUUUUUUUUUUUUGCUAAGAGUCUAAGGAGGGCCGGGGUGUGUGCUGGUUCGCGAAAGCUGGUGGUGUCUCCUACAAUUGUGUGCAGUCUGUGUGUUACAGCACAGGGUGGGUUUGUCUUGCCAUGAGUGUGCCCCACAUACUCUAUGCAGUGUCUUUUACGGAGAAUGUCAACCUGAUAUCCCAGUUGGUCUGCCUUUCAAUGGUGUCAAAUCAGACUCGCCACAACCUGAAUGUUGAAUUUAUUUACCAUAAUUUUAAUGUGUUAACCUGCAGGAUUAACACAUUCACCUGUCCUAUUCCAGAGCUCUUUACCAAAAGCUAUGGGUGCAAGGCAGGGAAUAACCUAGGAUAGGGUGCCAACCCAUUGCAGGGCACACAUGUCAUUUACACCUACAGACAAUGUGGUAACUCCAAUCCACCUCAGCAUGUUUUUGGACUGUUGGGCGUAAACAAAAGAACCUGGAGGAAACCGCACAGGGAGAACAUUCAAACUCCACACACAUGGGACCAGAGCAGAGACUCAAACCCUGGUACCAGAGAUGUAAAGCAACAUUUCUAACCAAUGCGUCAUUCCCAACAUAAAACGUGUUAAAAUAUUUUAUAGCAAUGAAUUGUUUUUCUAAGAAAAUUUGCCAUCAGUCUAAAAAUAUAAACUGCUAUAGUUCAGUUUUAUGAUCCUUUCUAGUGAAAUCAUGAACAUUCCGUAAUGGUAAAUAGUUCUGUUUUACCUGGCAAUGUAAUGAAGAUGAUGUGGAGGAGGAAGAGGAGAGGAGCCAUGACUGAGUCUGUCAGAGACCCCAGCCCUCUGAAGACUGGCUCUCUCUUCCUGGUCUGCUCUGAUACCACUGAUAUCUUUGUUCUCAGACAAAAUAAGGUGCAACACAUGCGCACAGUAACAUGUAGCAAAUGCGCAGAAACUGUGUGAUUACACGACUCUAUGGGGUCUAUAGGGUCUCUAUGGAGGGCCACUGUAUACCUGACCAGAAAAAGGGGGAGGAAAUGAUGCUGACUGAGGUGUUUUGGUUAUUGUCUGGUUCUCUGGAUGCAGCAUCUGUAGUUCAUUGUGAGCUAUGUGGUGAACCACACCCUGCGAGUGUGUCAGUGACACUGUGCCACUCACAGCAAGCCCAUGCAAACAGUGAAGCCGCUGUAGCUUGUCUGUGGGUGGAGCCACCAACCUCUCUUGUUGGUGGAGACUCAAGGCCCUGGAGUGAGAGCUGGAGAGCAAGGGAGCCCAGAGGGAUGUGAACUGAACCAGAGAUUAAGGAGGAGAGGAUGAAUCCAGACUGGAAGUGGAGAAAAACGACAACUGACAUCCACGGAGGAGGAUUCAAUGCAGCGGUGGAGGAUUUAGAGGAGAUACCACAGGGAGUCACCGGAGACUGAAAAGAGGACAAAAUGAGAGGAUUGCCAGUGUUGCGCGGGAUACCAGUACUGAAAAGAUACCGUGGGACCACAUUUUUGAAAGCUGUUCAGUAUUACAUUUCUUUAGUACCAGUGUUGUGGUUUAAGUGGUGAUCCUAGUAACUAGUGGCAUGCGUUCACUUGUUUUUGCAGGAGAUGGAUGCAGAUUCAUCAAGUUUGGAGAUCCAAAUAGGAUAAAUAAAAAUACUCAAAUGUAGAAAAGGCCCCACAUGUCUGUAAAAUAUGGCAAACAUGCAUACAGUUGUAAAGGUGAUGUAGCAGCCUACAGUAUGAAUAUAAAAUUGAAUAUCUUAUGAAAAUAGAUUGCGGUUUAAAUAUAUAUUUUAAGUAAACACAAGUAUAUGAAUAUUGUAUUGUAUAAGUAUAUUGAUGAAUCUACCAUUACCACACAUCUGCAAGGAUAAAUAAACAAAUAAACCGGAUUGUAUGGGGAAGGUAUGGUUACAGUAUCCAUUUACAUUGUGUGUCCUCUUUGUUAUUGUACAGUGUAACAGUAAUGGUACAUGACUGCAGAACCCAGUUACAGUGUGUGUCCUCUCUGUACUUGUGCAGUGUAACAGUAAUGGUACAUAAUUACAGUUUCCAUUUACAGUGUAUGUCCUCUCUGUAAUUAUACAGUGUAACAGAAAUUGCCCAUGAUUUCAGUAUCAAUUUACAGGGUGUGUCCUCCCUGGAAUUAUACUUAAAUGGUUAAAGUGCUAUACAUUUGAAUACAGUUACAGCUUUAAGUUCGGUCAUAAUUUAUAACGAUAAGUAAAGUACAGCUGGAAAAUACAGUUGGUAUCAAUCUAAAAUGUUCAAUUGGCACGUUGAAAUGUUAUUUGUAAUGUACAUUCUUCCCUCUUGUGUCCAAUAUUGGUGCUACAAAGAAUGUCUCUAAGUUCUAGUCCCUUACGCUGAAUGGCCACUACAGUGUUACUUAAAUAAACCUCAAUACAAUAGCAUUUAAAUGUAUUUACUAACAACCUAUUCUGGUUUAAUGGUAGAAUAUGUACACAGUUAAGAACCCCAUACAUACUCAGACACAAAUAUGCACAGAAGAUGAGUCUCUGACUUAACUGUUAAUCUUUUGGUUCCCAAAUAAUUAAUAAUGUUUCAUAAUUAUUUUCCAUGGUGUAUAUUAUCUAUCACCCUGUCACUUUUUCUUAUUGCACCCAGGCAUUCUUUAGACAUUUUAUUUACGUUGAUUACGGUGGAGAGGAUGCUUUUGUUGUUUGAACACCACCCUCUUGUGGUCUUUAUUUGUUACACCAGGAGAUGCCUCAGUCCCAAGACAAAUUCAUUAUUCGAACCUCAAGGCAAUAGAAGCACAAUAUUUCUGAUCCAUACAAUUCACACUCUCAUGGACAGAGGACACUCCAAAAGCUCCAGCAUUUAUCACUGACCCCUGCAAUACACAGCAA
Molecule: messenger RNA, 7571 nt
Organism: Paramormyrops kingsleyae
Lineage: Eukaryota; Metazoa; Chordata; Actinopteri; Osteoglossiformes; Mormyridae
Source: RefSeq, a predicted model, not a curated record